AACACGGUCAGUGCAGACUUAAAAAUACAGACAGAAAAAGGGUUCAAAUUCUAAUCAAUAUUGGGUUAUCUGGGCUAUCUACCUUCCUUGUAUGUUGCAGUCAGAUCGUUCGCAGCCAAGGUAAGAUGACGAUGAACCUCAAGGACUUAGUUAGCCUCAGGAGAAUGUUAAUCCCUCUGUUAAUGAUAUGCUUCGUGACAUUCGCCUGGCAGUUGGAUGUCAUGUCCAGUUUUACAUUGGAUCCGAAAGUAUUAUAUUUGUACCCUUCUGUGAGGCCGCCGAACAUCAGCAGGAACCAGAAGCUGGAACACAUCGACAGUUCGUUGACACCAGAAACCAACCAAAAACACAAUCAAAUGAGGAAUGCGUACCUAAAACGACUAGCCGGACUUCCUCGACCAGAGUAUCGGUCAGCAAAAUUGUUCAAAGAAUUUGGAGAACCAGUUUAUAAAAUGUUACCGUCCAAUUCCACAAGGGUUAAAAAAAUAUUGAUGUGGACAGGAUUUUUCGGCAACACCAGCUUUAUCCCUAAAAACAUAUCAAUUGGUAAAAACAGGUACUGUAUAGGGACACACAACAGAACACAAUUACUGUCGAGCGAUCUUGUGAUAAUGCACGCUAGGGAUAUGAAGCAAGGUGCAAAAAGCUUGCCACCUGAACGACGCCCGUUCCAGAGAUGGGCUUAUUUCGUAUUGGAAUCGCCGUUUAAUAGAGGGCUUGAUGUUCGUCAGUUCAACGGAAUAUUUAACUGGACUCUAACAUACAGAGAUGAUACCGAUGUUGCCAUGCCAUAUUUUCAUGUGCGAAAAAGAGAAAGACCAUUAACGCCAGCAAACUAUAGAGAAUUAUAUGCAAAUAUUUACAGGUCUAAAUCAAAGCUCAUCUCGUAUGUGAAUAGCCAUUGUCACACACCUCAUUCGAAAAGACUUGAAUAUAUGAAAGAACUUAGUCAGUAUAUUCCGGUUGAUAUGUACGGGGGUUGUUUUAAGCUUAAGUGCCACAUAAACACUGAAGACUGCACCAAUUUGUUGACUCAGUAUAAAUUUUAUCUGGCAAUGGAAAACGGCAAUUGUCGCGACUACAUAACGGAGAAAGUUGGUCAGCCGUUGUUUGUCUGGAAAGCUGUUCCGGUUGUGAUGGGUGGGGGAGAUCCCUCGGAUUACGAACGACACCUCCCGCCGGGUUCCUAUAUCCACAGUUCUGGGUUUGAAUCGCCUGAACAUCUAGCUAACUAUCUGUUGUUCCUGGAUAAAAACCCAGCACUGUACGAGAUGUAUCACCAGUGGAGAAAAACUCAUGACGGCGACAAUGAUUUGGUUGCAGGAUUUCGCGACGUUUGCCAGGCUUUGUACGAUGGUGACACAAAGCCCAGUCAAACGUACCGAGACUUUUCUGAAUGGUAUGCAGAAGACACAUGCAAGCCCUAGUUUUUAAGAGGUCAAUGAUGGAACAUAAAAUUUAUACUUUAUAAGAUUAUGAUAAUUUUUUGUAUUGAUCCCAAAACUGAAAUCUGGGCAAAGAAAAGGAAAGAAAAAAGAAAACAUUUUUAUAAUGCAAUCUGUCUUCAACUGUCUUGAUAACAAUGGUUUACAUGAAAUGUUAUAAGGGUAGGAAAAACAAAAAGAAACACGAUCGACGUCAAAAACAAACCAGCCACAGUAGGCAGUAUUUCCGUAUUGUUGUCAACAUUUUGUUCGUGCUUACAUUCAUUCACACAGUCUGAUGGAACUUGCAACAUCUUACUGACCAGGGUAUGUCUAAAGAAACAUGGAUACCUAAGUGGAAAGGUCAAGGCCUGCUUUUUUGAGUAAAAUUAGCCACAAUUUGUAAACGUGAUUUUUAUUGGUUAACACUUUUUGGCGUUGACAAAUUAACAUUGAUUUGUGUAAUUGAGGGUAUAACUUAGGUUAGAAUAUUACUCCGCCACUUUGAAAGCUUUCUUUCAUUGGUUAUUCUAGGCCAGAAACCAUAAUUUCACUAGUUGAUUAUGAUAACAAUAGCGUGUCGCUCUGGAGUGGAAAUAUCGCGGUUGUUGUGUGAGAAAACUUUUACAAUAAAACGUAUUAUACGCAAACUUAGCAUCGCGCACAUAGGUAGACAUUUUAAAUUUAUUGAGGCCAUGCUGAAAUAAUUGAAGGAUGAUUGAAGCAACCUGGUGUCAGUUUCGUCAUGCGUACUCCGUGUUAAGUAACGAUUAGCUACGUGCGCUGCGUACGCUGUCAUGUCAGUUAAGGUAUGAGGGCAAAUUCGUGAAUCCGAAACCUGGAAACGAAGUAAACAAUGUUAUAUAAUUCCUCUGCAGCCAACAAAUAUUCGUCCGGGUUGCCUCCCACAAUUAUGCUGGUAAUAAUGCCAUAAGUUAAUUACACCAAUUGAAUUAAAAAGUCAAUUAGCCACAUGGCCGACGGUCCAAAUAUUGAGUUUUAAUAAAUACAUUCAUCCACUAAAUGGUUGUGGAAAAAGAAACUGAAAUAGAGAUAUGUUUUUGUGGAGACUUCAUUCUAUAUGUUAAUUAAUUGAAUGCCUGAGUUUCGGUAUAGUAUAAGUAACUUACUUAACAUUAUUAUCAUUACAAAAAUGUAAAUUUGUUGUUGUUGUUUUUUAAACAAUUUUACAUCUGACAAGUAUAAUUAGUUCAAUAUUAUUUUUUUCAUUAUUCAUGCCUAUAUUUAGUACAUCUAUUACUGUUACAUCAAUAAAAUGUU
This is a messenger RNA of Liolophura sinensis, 2705 nucleotides long. Its product is annotated as 3-galactosyl-N-acetylglucosaminide 4-alpha-L-fucosyltransferase FUT3-like. Bases 126 to 1427 code for a protein of 433 amino acids. Lineage: Eukaryota; Metazoa; Mollusca; Polyplacophora; Chitonida; Chitonidae. Gene Ontology annotation, molecular function: fucosyltransferase activity. Gene Ontology annotation, cellular component: membrane. The record is from RefSeq and is a predicted model, not a curated record. The transcript is spliced from 2 exons.